This is a messenger RNA of Trichomycterus rosablanca, 1671 nucleotides long. It is a transcript of the gene rex1bd, whose product is annotated as required for excision 1-B domain containing. Lineage: Eukaryota; Metazoa; Chordata; Actinopteri; Siluriformes; Trichomycteridae. The record is from RefSeq and is a predicted model, not a curated record. Bases 356 to 808 code for a protein of 150 amino acids. The transcript has 5 exons.
UUUACCUAGUUAAAAGCUACUGGGUUAAUAGGGAGCAUGUAAGUUAAAAAUAGAGGAGAUCUUGUAAUCAGUACAUAUAUUUCAGUCCAGUAGGUUGCAGUAAUACACCAUAACGUUAGUUGCCAGCUACUUUGAAGAAGAAGAGAAGCAACAACAACCGCAUCCGCAUUAGAAAAGGAAUCAGAAGAAAUAGUUUGAAGCAUUUUUGAGAAGGGUUUAGCUAGCUCCAGAGGGUCUGCAGCUGAAGUGUUUUUGGGGAGUUUUCCCAAAUAUAAGCAAGAAGUGGAGAACAGAAUAUUUGCUGUGAAAAACCACAUUUAUAUGGUAAUCAAAUAAUAAGCCAUCAGCAUUGAAAAUGUCACCUUUAGGUUUCAAGGAUUUGGUCCGACGGUUUUACGCACUUCAGGCUGAGCGCGUCGAAGCAUAUAGUCUUUUUGAAGAGGGACAUAAAGCGUAUUUAAGGACAGGCCCGCACUAUGACUUCGAGCAUUACAAACAGCUGGUUCAGGAGAUCACCAAGGCAUUCAGUGGCAUCUCAAAAGAGUUGUUGACGAUUAAAGAGAGCCUUCAUCAAGACUUUGGCCGUCAAGAUCUUGUCCAACACCUCGACAAACUGCAAAUCCAGGAAAAGCAGAAGCUAGAGCUGACAGCUAAAAUGCAGUUGGCCAAGCAGAGUGCGCAAGAUAAUCCAGAAGAUGAAGGCUAUCAGCAUAUGGUCCGGGAGCUCAAACAAGAAAUUAUAAAGAACCAGGAGACUCUAAGUGAAAUUAUGCAGGACUUCAAGUAUGAUGCAGAAGACACAGAAUAAAGGAGUGUACACAGCUUUAUAUGGAUGGAUUUUGCUCUAAUGACUUUACCUGUUUUUGGUAAAGUUUUUGAACAUAUUUAUUUGUCAAAAAUGUAAUGAGUCUUUAGGGAGCAAAGAUGGGCAAAAGAUCACUGGUUUGUCAACAAAUGUGUGAGAAAUCUAUGUAAAAAUAAUGCACCUCACAGAAAGAUAGGAAGGGAUUUGCAUAUGUCUCCCUCUACAGCACAUCAUACUACUAAAAUGGUUUAAUAAUUAUGGAAGAAUUUGAGCAAAUGGAAUCUGGGUCAAAUGUAGUGGUUCUGGUUCAGAUCCUUAAAACAGAUUUCACCUAGCGUGUGUUUGCACAGUGACCCAAUAUCUGCACAUAUUUAACUUUUAUAUCUGAUGCGAAUGUAAACCCAGAACUGGUCCAGAGCCACCUUGACCAUUGUUAAAUCCAACCCAGAUUUGAAUACAGAGUUCACAUUUGGCCCACAUGUAGCACAGACUAAUUUUUUCAUAUUGAUUUAUAGAGACCCUCUUACAGCCUAGACACAGCUCUUUACAUCCAACUCUGAUACAGAACAAAUCUAGAUUUUGAACUGAUUGCUCUUCAUAUAGCAAACAGACUCUAAACCAGGUCCAGACAGAAUGUAGCCCGGCAUACAGUCUGAUCCAAUUCAUGCAAACAUUUUACACACAACUAUAAAUGUCAUAAAGGUAUAAUGAAAUUACACUCAAAGUCAAGUAUGUGUGUUGAGAAUAACAUCAAUAUCACACUUAAACCUUUGGAUGUUUGUGUUAAGUAUAAGUAAUGUUUUAUAUGCAGUAUGAUGUUCAUAUGUGACAUUACACAUUACAGAAUAAAAUAAUACUGACCUGUA